AUGCUGGAAACAAAAUACGCCAUUCUCGCGGGUUUCUGCGAUACUCUUCUACCCCCUAACUGGGACACCAAGCUGCCUUCUAACCUCAACGACGCCGAUCUCUUGCCAGAGUCCUUGGAGCCUGUAAAGUCACGCGAAGGAGCGACUGAGAUGGCAUUUUGCUUGAUGUUGUACGAGUCACGAGUAUUCUUCUGUGAGAAUCCAGUUCCCGAAUUUGAGGCCAUUAUUCUUGGUGGAGGCAAUAUGAGUACGGAGAUCUCAAAACGAUUCGCUGGACAAUCGCUGGAGAAAUAUCAGCUGAUCGUUGAUCAAUACGAAGAAAGUUUGGCGGGUGCGGAAAGGAGAUACACCAACGCAACCGCCGGCGGCAUCCAUCUGGUGGCUAGCAAAAUCCGUUCUCUUACGGCACAAAGGAUGCACGACAUGAUACUCCACGCGCGAGAGCCUUGGGACGAGAAGGCCGAUGAUCAAAGCAGCCAACAAUCCUUCUUUAGGGCCUGGGUCAUCUCCUUUGAAAACGACGUCAAGUGGUACGACACGAUAGACGAAAAGUUCACUUGGUACCUCAAGCUUCAUUUCCAAGCAGAUGCCUUCUCUGUCAUGAUUGAGCUGCUUCAGUGGCAGCCUGUCGGAACGCUGGUGGACAGAGCAUGGAAAGUUAUCGAUAGACUUUAUCAUUACCAUGAUGAGAUGUAUGACAUGGGGAAGAAAGACGAUUUUCAGCGGGCUGAGUAUCUACUGGCGGGUUGGAGCAGACGAGAGCUGGCGUUUCGCAACCUGGGCAUGUCUUGCGACACUCCCUUCGUUGUGGCGAAACUGCGGACCCUCGAGGUGUUCAGACAGCAUCAGUGGAGUCUAGCACUUGGGCAAUGGCCUGGAUCGGCGCCAGACAUAACACUAUUUCCUGGUCUAGGUACCUCCGAUUUUGAGACAUUUGAGACAUUCGAUGAUGCAUUACCUGCAGAUUCAGGCGGGUCAGCUUUCAGUCACUGGAGUAGCGCAUCAUCUGGACAACAUGUCCUCUGA
Colletotrichum spaethianum is the source of this 1026-nucleotide messenger RNA. RefSeq names its product aurofusarin cluster transcription factor aurR2. NCBI's taxonomy places the organism in Eukaryota, Fungi, Ascomycota, Sordariomycetes, Glomerellales, Glomerellaceae. Bases 1 to 1026 code for a protein of 341 amino acids. The transcript has a single exon. The record is from RefSeq and is a predicted model, not a curated record.